Messenger RNA from Xenia sp. Carnegie-2017, 2008 nucleotides. RefSeq lists its product as uncharacterized. Lineage: Eukaryota; Metazoa; Cnidaria; Anthozoa; Malacalcyonacea; Xeniidae. Gene Ontology annotation, molecular function: calcium ion binding. The coding region runs from base 120 to 1835 and encodes 571 amino acids. The transcript is spliced from 3 exons. The record is from RefSeq and is a predicted model, not a curated record.
CUACUACAUACAUAACAAUUAUUUACUCUGAAUCCUACUGACGAGUGGAAGGUCGUGCAAUUUGUUGCUGAGGAGAGUUCUCAAAACAACGUGAGCUUGUGAAUAGUGAAAGUUUUAGAAUGGAAUCGAAUAAAGAAAGAGUCGCACUUAUGAAGGAGCAACUGAAGUUUGAAACGGAUAAGCGCAAAAAGUUGCAAAACUCUGAGUUGUUUGUUCUUGAUAAUUCACUUCGUGAAAGUACUGUUGGACAACUACGAGGUCACACUUUGGAAAAUAAAUGGAAAAUAUAUAAUGAGGUGAAGAAGGUCGGCUUCAAUAACAUGAUUGUUGCUGCUUUUUCACACAUGACUCGUGUGGGUGACGUAUUCAUUAAAGAACUUAAAGAAGCGGGAGAAGAUUUCGAUAAAUUUUACGCUUUUACUGAGUUGUUUGAAUCAAUCGACAAAAAUCGGAUUCCUGAUGUCGACACACUUCCGGUUGGUCUGAAAAAGAUGAAGGAACUUAGUCUCCGCCAUCCAAUCAUCGAAUUCGAUCUUGUUUACAAAGGAAUUGACUACACGAAAUUUAAGGUGCGAAAUAUUAUUCAACUGAUGAAGAAGAGAAUGGAAUGGUGCCGUUCAGAAGAAGGAUUACACAAAGAUUCCAGAGUGCUCUUUAACUUCAGAGAUUUUUCAGAUGCCAUGAGAUUUAAGCCUAAACGUGUGUUCAAAAUUGUUACUUUUUUGUCCUCUCUUCCUGAAGACGAACGUCCCUUUGCAAUACUGUUUGAAGAAACUGGUAAAAACCUUCCAGAAGAGCUUGGUGUUUGGACCGCUGCCGUUCGAAAGGAGAUGGAUGCCAAUGGUUGGACAGAAAAUGCUACAAAGAAAGGUCACUUGCUGGCGCACGUACACGAGCAAUGGGGCCUUGCCCACAUGACACAAAUGGAAUGUAUUAUCAACGGCGCUACAGGAGUCUGGGCUAGUCUUUGCGAGGAAGGAGCAGCUAUGGGUCACGCAAGUUCGUCAAUUCUUUUGAUGAAUAUGAUUCGAAUGGGAAACAAGAAAGUCCUUGCUCAGUACAAAGGUUGUGUGAAGCUACGAGAAGCAGCUCAGAAUGUUACUCUUAUCACUACUGGCUUACCACCACAUCCAAAGCAACCAGUUUAUGGAGAGCGAGCCCUGGACAUGGUAUUUGGUAUGCCCAACUUUGGCCAACCUGAAAAAAAUGAUUUUUCAAUGGCAGAAUUCUUUGGUGAAAAGCCAGUCAUGAGGAUAACUACGUUGGCCUCACCACAAAUGAUUGUCGAUCGACUGACAUAUCUUUUUGGUGAAUGUCCCCAAUUUACUUUGCAAAGGGCAAAAGCUAUGUUGGCAAAAAUGUUAGAGGAUCUUCGCAAUGAAAGGAAGGAAGAAUACAUGAGUAAAGUUGGCUUAGCUGUGUUGUUUGAUCGUUCUGGUGGUCAGCUUACUAAGGGAAUGGCAGACGCCAUUGCAGAAGACAAACCGAAAUCCAUGCGCACUAAGGAAUUGCUAGAUGAAAUACGUAAAAUGUGGGAUGAAUGGGAUCUUCGUGAUGUGGUACAAGGCGAUGACAAACUUGAAUUCGAUUCUUUCUACAAUGGCUUCAUGGCGCCAUAUUUUGGUUGUUACAGAUGUGACGAAACCAAACGUGCACUGAAAGCUAUCGACAUGGAUGAAGACGGCUCAGUUGACUGGAAUGAGUUUGCACUGUAUCUCAGAUGGGCUGCUCGACAAUACCCGGAUGUCAAAGAUGCUGAAGAGUUGCUGUCAAUUGCAUUUCGCAAAGGUCUCAUUCCCGCCAUGCAAGAUGUCAUCUUAAACGAAGAUAAAUAAACAUCGUUACAUUGCUCAUUAAGUUUUCGUAAAAUUUUUCACAUUAAACUUUCUUAAAAUUAGUUAUGGUCCAUUGAUUUGAAAAAUAAUCAAAUUUUAUUUUAUUUAGGAUUUACUUUUGUAUUUUAUCUUUUGUAUGAGACAAAUAGAAUAAAGGUCAGUUAAACACAUUA